AUGGACAGAGUUGUCAUAACUGGGAAGAAGCCUCAUGUAAUCUGUAUCCCAAUACCAGCACAAAGCCACUUACUCGCCAUGCUCAAACUAGCAGAGCUCCUUCACCACAAGGGUCUCCAAGUAACCUUUGUUAACACAGACUACAUACACAAUAAGCUUUUGCAAAAUUCCGUUGACCUCCACUCCCUCGAUGCUUCGUCUGGUUUUCGAUUUGAAACCAUUUCUGACGGCAUUCCUCGUACUUCGGAAGACUACGAUGACUCGAAACUACUCCUGGAGCACAUUCAAAUCACCUUCUUAACACCUUUUCUUGAUCUUGCAGCCAAACUUCCAACACCUCCUACUUGUAUCAUCUCUGAUGGCUUCAUGUCGUUUUUCACUAUUGAGGCUGCACAAAAGCUAGGUAUCCCCAUCAUGCUCUACUGGACUCUUUCAGCUGGUGGCUUCAUGACUACUUACCAAAUACAAUCUCUCAUUGAUAAAGGACUUGCACCACUUAAAGAUGAAAGUUACUUAACAAACGGAUAUUUAGACACCAUUAUUGAUUGGAUUCCGGGAAUGGAUGGAAUCCGCCUUAAGGAUUUGAAUAGCGCAGCCUGGACCACAGAUCCCGCCGACAGACUCUUAAACUUCUGCAUUAAGGGUACGCAAAAUUCCCACAAUGUUACACACAAUAUCCUCCACACCUUUGAUGCUUUAGAGCCUAGUAUUGUGAAUGUUCUCUUGUCCAUGUAUCCCCAUGUUUAUACGGUUGGUCCACUACAAUUACAUCUUAAUCACAUACCAGCAGAAGAAAAACAAAGAAAAAUGUUAAAUUUUGAUGGAUACAACUUAAGGAAAGAAGAACCGGAGUGUUUCCAAUGGCUUCAAUCCAAAGAGCCAAACUCCGUCAUUUAUGUAAAUUUUGGGAGUACAACGAAAAUACUGCUACAAGAUCUCAUAGAAUUUGCUUGGGGACUUGCCAAUAGCAAUCACUAUUUCCUUUGGAUAAUAAGAUCAGAUUUGGUUGUGGGCGAGUCAUCAGCUUUGCCACCUGGAUUUGAGGAACAUCUAGAAAAGAAAGGUUUCAUAGCAAGCUGGUGUUCACAAGAAAAGGUCCUGAACCAUCCUGCGGUUGGAGGGUUCUUGACUCACUGUGGAUGGGGUUCGACUAUUGAGAGCUUGUCAGCUGGCGUGCCAAUGAUAUGUUGGCCGUAUUUGUGGGACCAGCCGAUCAAUUGUAGGUACAUAUGCAACGAAUGGGAGGUUGGAUUGGAAUUGGGAAAGGACGUGAAACGGGAGGAACUUAGUAAACUUGUACAAGAGCUGAUGGGUGAAGGAGGUCACAAAAUAAGGAAGAAAGCCAUGGAGUGGCAACAAAAGGCUAGAUGUGCAACGGGUCCCAAUGGUUCAUCGUCCAUGAAUGUAAACAAACUUAUCCAAGAAAUCACGAUGCUGUCAAGGAACACCUACAAGUCUUUGGGCUAACCGUACUAUUCAAGGGGUAUCUGUAUCCCCAACCAAGUGGUUCUGAUUCAAGUACAAAUCUGUAUCGCAGGGAAUGUAUGGGUUUGUUUCUAAAAUAAAUUUGUCAUGUAUCGGGCCCUCUCUGGAACCCUGUCUAGCUUGACACAACACAAUUCUCUGAUAACUUUAGGACGCGUUUGA
Messenger RNA from Erigeron canadensis, 1647 nucleotides. Its product is annotated as UDP-glycosyltransferase 85C2-like. Gene Ontology annotation, molecular function: UDP-glycosyltransferase activity. NCBI's taxonomy places the organism in Eukaryota, Viridiplantae, Streptophyta, Magnoliopsida, Asterales, Asteraceae. The transcript has 2 exons. Bases 1 to 1467 code for a protein of 488 amino acids. The record is from RefSeq and is a predicted model, not a curated record.